AUGCCUGUCAAGAGACAGCCAAACAAGUUACACCGCCGUGAGCGCAGUUUGAGCUUUGAAAAAGGAAGAGAGGAUGCCCUGGCUAUCGAGCGCCGGAGAACCAGUCGGAAACGGACAUCAGGGGCCGUUGGCCAGGGUCUAGUGGAUCCUCGUGUCCACCCUUAUUCCAGAGGUCUCGAUGCUUCUAAUGUGGACAAGUCCCCUUUUAACCAGGACAACUUCCCUAGAAUGCCCACCCUCCAUCACAAGCGGAAUGCCGAACUUUCAGCACGCAGAAAAUCCAACAAGCGGAGGAAGGCCGACCACGCCCGUGAAGCAGACAUCAGAGCCAUGAGCAGGUCUGACCCAGUCCGACCGGCCGCUGAGCCGUGGCAGUCUGGAAGGCCUAUAAGGAAGGAGACCAAGAAGGCCAAAGGCGGGCUCGGACUUAGUCUCCGGCGUUCUUGGGAGAGAGCACAUCAAGACUCGGACAUAUCGCUCCCGUUACCUGGGAGCAUUCACUCCAGCCUCUCCGACGAUUCAGAGCACGUCUCGUUCAAGGUCUCUGCGCUCGAAGCCCUUGCCCCACGUCCAACCCUGCGAUACACAGUUCACCCGCGUCACAGCUCCCCGCCGGCAGAGCGUCCCGACAGACAUGUCUCGGUCAGACAUAAAGUAUCCGAAAGGCAACCCAUCCCCGAGGCCACAAUCAGAGCCCACAAGCGCAUUGACGAUCUUGCGGAUGACCUUACUGCCAGUGACUUGCGGCAGCUGAUGGAACGCGAUGGCCGGAGACGGGCAAAGAAAGAGGAGCAAGAUCGGCAGAGGCUAGAGAGAAGGCUGGCGAGGAGAGCAGAGAAGGAAAAGGCUGCUGAGAGGGAGGGGCGGCAAUCUCCUCCCAACCUAGAGAGAGGCGUGCUCGGUCGGGAAUCAGUCGGUCUGGGUAUCGAUCCUGAGUCUGCUGUGAGAACCUCGUCGACGCCAAGGUCCUCUGCGAAGUCUUCUCCCAGCCCUUCGACAAAGCAGCUGGGCAAACGCCCUGCGGCGGAGAUGGAAGACGACGAGGAGGCCGACGAGACCGCUGCUCAGGGGCCGCUAGAGCACUUCCACCGGACCGAUAGCAUACCACUGGACGAUACUACAAUAACACCACCCCCCGAGGAUCCGCCCACCCGACGUGAAUCGAGCCCCCGAAAGAGAAUUAUAUUAAUGCCUCGAGCAUCCAAGUCCAAAUCGCCGCCGCCGCCAGCGCAGCCGUCGUCCGAUCCGCCGAAGCCCGAGAGGCCUGACCAUGCCAGGCAAACAUCUGAAGGCAGCCUCAAGAAGAUGCGGAGAUCUUGGAGCAAUUUGUUCCGCUGGGGGUCCAGGUCUAGACGCAGGUCAGGUCCUUCGUCGUUCUCAAAUACCUCGCGAGAUUCCAUGACGGGACCUUAUACCCCGGCCACUCCUGCAUACGACCCGGCCGCUUUAUCUCGCAAGAUCAGCAGCGGCGUGCCCAAGAGGACGCUGUCCCGGUUCCGUGAAGACUUGCCCGAGCUGCCUCUGUCGCCGCCGCAAUCAAGAGAAGCAUCCCCAGAGCCACCACCCUCCGCGAUUAUCGAGCAGGAUUCACCUGAGCUCGACGCUGCAAUGGAUCUUGAUGAGCCAAUUGUCAUGCCGAAGCGCCGGGAUACACCCAUGUCUCCAGAUGAAGCACUGGGCAGUGUUCCCGCGAGCAUGCCCUCAACCGUUGACCCCUCGCCUGAACCGAACACGGUAUCGCUUGCCUCCGUUGAUUCUGAAGGAUCUUGGUUCGGCAAAAAAUCCUCGAACCGUCGGUCCGUGCCGACGCCUCUGACACCACCACGCAUCCAACACCAGCGACCAGCCACCGCGAGCACAUUCGACUCUCAUCAUGACCCAGACCUUCCCACGCAGGAAUUCCAGGAAGAUUACUCCGACAUCACCGGGGACGAUUACCUGUCCCGUCUCGCCAAUCAACGCAGUUCGGGUUCUCACGUGACGCAUGCUCGUGCCUCGUCAGAUGCGUCUGACGAUGCUCGUUGGGGCAUUGUGGGAGGACACCAACCACAUUUUGUUGAACCACGCGCGAUCGAUUUUGUCAAGAGCCACGAGGGGCUUCUGAAUAGCUUCUCUGACGACGGUGUGGACGCCAGUGAAUCAGAUGACAAUGCGGACAGUAUAGGGGCUGAUGAGGAGAACAAAGAAAACGGGGGCCGCCGUGCGGCCACCGCUACCCGGCACAAUAGAAGUGCGAAACUGUUAGAAGUCAACCCGUGA
Messenger RNA from Cryphonectria parasitica EP155, 2259 nucleotides. RefSeq lists its product as uncharacterized. The transcript has a single exon. Bases 1 to 2259 code for a protein of 752 amino acids. NCBI's taxonomy places the organism in Eukaryota, Fungi, Ascomycota, Sordariomycetes, Diaporthales, Cryphonectriaceae. The record is from RefSeq and is a predicted model, not a curated record.